AUGGAUCUUGAUACUAUGAAACAUUAUGAAACAGGUGAUGGUGGUCUUGGACAAUCAUCUUUGCAACACCAACAGUUUAGUUCAGCAACUAUCGCUAUACGCGCUCAAAAGAAGAUUCUUUCCAAAAUAAUUUCAAGGAAUAAUGCGAAAUUAUUUGUGGAUGAUGCUACUAUCCGUUUAUUUGAUUAUCUCUAUCAAAUCUUGAAAACAGCAUACAACAAGAUAAUUGCUGAAAAGGUGGUGAAAAAUAUUAUCAAACUUAUCGUCAAAUUGGGCGUAAUACUGCGAAAUGAACAGUUUACCGCAGAACAACAAAAUCAACUGUCAAAGAUCCAACGACAAAUGCGCCAACUUUGUCUCACAGUUAUUUCAUUUGGUAAAGUGGCAUUCUCAUACGACUAUACAUAUUUAAAUGCAUUACUAAAGGAGACGUACCGUCGAUUACUGCCAUUGGUGGAACAAAUUCUUAGCGGUAAAUCCAAACAACGCUUGGAUAUGAUUUUUGAACAUCUUUGUAAGAAUUCGGUAUUGGAUUCACUCUUUCGAGCAGAUGGUCAACAUUGGAAGCUUCUUCCAAAAGUUAUAACAGAUCUUGAAGUGCUCAUUGACAGGAAAGAAUUGUAA
Messenger RNA from Brugia malayi, 624 nucleotides. RefSeq names its product MGC83729 protein, putative. Gene Ontology annotation, biological process: regulation of apoptotic process. Bases 1 to 624 code for a protein of 207 amino acids. Gene Ontology annotation, cellular component: cytoplasm. The record is from RefSeq and is a predicted model, not a curated record. NCBI's taxonomy places the organism in Eukaryota, Metazoa, Nematoda, Chromadorea, Rhabditida, Onchocercidae. The transcript has 4 exons.